Molecule: messenger RNA, 1209 nt
Organism: Lentinula edodes (shiitake mushroom)
Lineage: Eukaryota; Fungi; Basidiomycota; Agaricomycetes; Agaricales; Omphalotaceae
Exons: 4
Coding region: 1-1209 (402 amino acids)
Source: RefSeq, a predicted model, not a curated record
AUGAAUUUCAGACAAAGCAGCAAGCCAGCCGCUUUGUUUGAUCCCGAAACUGGAGCUGAACUGCACCGUCAUCCUGACCUUUGGUUCGACGACGGUAGCGUUAUCUGUAGAGCAGAAGACAUCCUUUUCCGUAUUCAUAUCUCACAAAUGUGUCGACACUCGCCAUUCUUCAGAGAUAUGUUCUCCAUAGGCAACCCCUCUAAUUCUGUCCUCGGAUCUUCCAUCUACUCCAAAGGCGGGCCCAAUGACUUUGAAAACUGUCCACUUAUCGAACUUCAUGACAAGGCAGACGACGUGGGUAAUCUGUUCGUAGCUCUCUAUGAUGGACCACACUUCGGAAACAACGAUCAAGACGACUUUCGUGUUGUAUCCGGGGUCCUACGGUUAUCGACCAAAUAUCUUGUCGAUUCAUUACGUGAAAAGGCUAUUGCUCAUCUUAGUAUAGCCUGGCCAUCCACGUUGAAAGGUUGGGAUGCCCGAGAAGAUGUGGCUAGAGCUUAUGAGAUGGAAACGGGCACUAGUGGAGCUCGUUUGUAUCCGUCACCACUAGCUGUCAUUAACCUUGCCCGUGAAGUAGACGCGCCUACUCUUCUUCCAUCCGCUUUUUUCGAUCUUUCCCGGUAUACUUACCCUCAGAUUUUUGAUCCGUGUGCUCAGGAUCCCCUUUAUUAUCCUUCUUCUAACUCUCCGUCUCCACCCCCAUCGUUAUCAUCAACCCCACCUCCACCUCCCAUCUGUCUUUCUCUCGGUGACACCCAACGACUUUGUUUAGGGAAGGAAGCUUCCCAACACGCAAUCACCUCACUCAUACAAUCUAUGAGUAACAGCCAAAGUAUUCGCAACAGCGGACUGCAUGGAUCAAUGCAUCAAAAUGGUCAUUACCACCAUCAUCGUUCAUCUUCCGCCGCUAUUUGCAUAUCUGCAGCAGCUUGCCGCAAAGAUUUUUCAGAGCUCGUCGAUCUGGCGACGAAGCAUUACUUAUUUGAUCGCGAGAGAGGGUACAGUGAUCCGCUGUAUAUGGCGGACGAGAUUGGUGGGUUGAAGAGCGAAGCGUCAGAAUGCAAAGCAUGCGCAAAGAGCUUGGAGACAUGGGCCAUGAGAGAACGAGAAAGGAUAUGGCGCCUGAUACCCACAUGGUUCCGUCUAGGCUCUGAUACCGGAUCCGCAAGUCCUGAAAGAACUUCCUCUCCGCCAGUGGUUGAUAUAUAG